GGCUUGGCUUCCGGCGGCUGCAAGUCAGCGCGUGCGGCAGCGGCCCAGUUGACUGUGGAGCCAUGGAGGGUGGCUUCGGCUCGGACUUCGGGGGCUCCGGCAGUGGUAAGCUGGACCCGGGGCUCAUCAUGGAGCAGGUGAAGGUGCAGAUCGCCGUGGCCAACGCGCAGGAGCUGCUGCAGAGGAUGACCGACAAGUGCUUCCGGAAGUGCAUCGGGAAGCCGGGGGGCUCCUUAGACAACUCGGAACAGAAGUGCAUCGCCAUGUGUAUGGACCGCUACAUGGACGCCUGGAACACCGUGUCCCGUGCCUACAACUCGAGGCUGCAGCGGGAACGAGCCAACAUGUGACCAGAAGGCCGGAGCCCGGCCACCGGCCUCAGGAGGCGGGGGUCAGCUCGCGCAAAUUCCGCGCCGGUGGUCUGUCGUGGGGGGUGGGGAGAUGCAUGCGUGAGAGCCGGCACCGUGGCCCCCACCGGCGAGUGCGACUUGAGUCUGGCCACUCCUGUGUCUCCCCGAGGCCUGGGAACCCAGCGACACCUCCUGCUAGCCUGGGAGUCGGCAGCAUUGUACCCUGAUGUGCCCGGUUCAUUCAGCCUUACGGUCUGCGCCCAGAAGAGAGCCCUGGCUUGGACUUUUGGAGGUGACCACCUGAGAGUGGACCAAUAAAUUACUGAGGAGCGGUCGAGAGA
Perognathus longimembris pacificus (Pacific pocket mouse) is the source of this 691-nucleotide messenger RNA. RefSeq names its product translocase of inner mitochondrial membrane 13 (gene Timm13). The record is from RefSeq and is a predicted model, not a curated record. The transcript is spliced from 3 exons. The coding region runs from base 63 to 350 and encodes 95 amino acids. Lineage: Eukaryota; Metazoa; Chordata; Mammalia; Rodentia; Heteromyidae.